Molecule: messenger RNA, 2112 nt
Organism: Bactrocera neohumeralis
Lineage: Eukaryota; Metazoa; Arthropoda; Insecta; Diptera; Tephritidae
Exons: 2
Coding region: 350-1819 (489 amino acids)
Molecular function (GO): zinc ion binding; nucleic acid binding
Source: RefSeq, a predicted model, not a curated record
UGCGAUGAAUGUAAUAGAAUGAACGACUGCUGUAAGAAGUGUCAAUUGUCAAUUGGGAAUGUCUUGUGUGCUUUGCUGGGCGAAUGAGUUUUAUCGUUCUUUUUAAACUGACUGUCAACGAAGCGAGACGUGCUGCGCACGUACGAAAUAAAAGUUUAAAUUAAUUGAUUCCGGCCAUCACAUCUCAGAAGUGGGAUGGAGUUAAUUUAAAUCGACUGCCGCAUAAUUAAACACAAAAAAAAAAAAAAAACACUGCCGAAACCAGAAUUCUUCGUUUUUCAUUUCACGUUUUCUGUAGACAGUGCAUUUACCACGUUUUUUUUUCCUGAUUGUUGUUGUUGCUGCCACGAUGUCGAAUUUGUUAUCACGUGCCCAAGUCAUGAAAGUGCUACUGCAAACGGGUAUUCAAUUCGAUCCUGAUGCCACGAUGAACCAGUUGCGACCGCUAUAUGAUGAAUACAUUUCCGAGGUAACGAAAGCAAGUGAAAAAGAGGAAAACGCGAAUGCCCUUGAAGAUCCAGAUGCCGCCGCCGACAAAAAUACUCAAACUUCAAUUCCCGCUACGAUUGUGCAAUCAAUUCAACCUGUUGUUACGAGUGUACCUACGUUCAUCGCCACUACGAGUGUUCAAAAUUCAAAUGUGCUUACAGAUGUAACAACAACUGCCGCUUAUGUCAGUGCUAAAUUGUCAACUGCUGAUACACGUGCAUUGGUAACUACCCCCGCUAUGAGUGUUGUUGUUUCAAGUGGUCCAUCGGCUACUGCUACAACAAGUGCCCAAUUGUCCACUGCUGUAACAACCGUGCAAAUGAAUACCGUUGUUCCAAGUGCUACAAUUUCAAACAAUUUGGACGAAGAUGAGACCGAACGAUUGCUGAUCCAAUUGCGUAAAAAACGCGAACUGUUGAUGCUUCAAGCAGAGAUUAAUCAACUUACGCUACAACAGCAAGCACCUGCUGCAAAAACCCGUUGGACUGACGUAAGUGUCAUUGAAUCAAUGAUGUCUAAAUUUACAGCCGAUGACCAUUACGAUGUGAAUAAGUGGAUUAGUGACUUGGAUGAUGCUUUUGCAAUGCUGCAAUUCGAUGAGCGUAUGAAAUUCAUUGCAUGUCGUCGUAUGUUGAGUGGAACAGCCCAGGUUUUUGCACGCACGAUUACGGUAUCCGAUUAUGAAGAGCUCAAAGCUAAACUUAUUGGUGAAUUUGGCCGCAUGCGCACAAUGAAUGAAGUGUAUCAACUGCUGAAAAAUCGACGCUUACGCCCUGAUGAAACCACCCAUCGUUACAUUUUGGAUAUGCAAGAGAUAGCGAUGUAUUCAAAAAUUACGGAAGACGAAUUGAUCGAAAUGAUUAUUAGUGGAACAGGUGACACUUCAUCAAGAAUCGGUCAUUUGUUUCCAGCACGCUCUAUUAAUGAACUGAAGGAAUUUGCGGAACGAUAUGAACGUCUACGCUUCCAACCACCAUUAGGAUCAAAACAAAUAGCAAUAAUUAAUCGUAAUGCGGCCAGUGCACUUCAGCCAACAACUCAUCGAUCAAAUGCGGCCAACGCCACGUCAGUUCGCCCUACCGCAGCUCCAACCAUGGAAACAAUCCGAUGCUACAAUUGCUCCAAAUUCGGGCAUUAUCAAAGCCAAUGUCCACUGCCGAAACGACCAGCGAACUCCUGUUUUAAGUGCUCAUCCACCGAACAUGUGUAUCGUGAAUGCCCACACCGUACCACUGUUGCUGCCGUCCUUAAUGCCAACGGAAUGAAUGAUGCUAGAGUGGAACCAAUUAGUGAAAUGCAAAUGCCCCCGCAGUUUAAUCAAACGGAGUGAAGUUCCAUUCGAAUUACCAAAUCAAUUGAAAGAGACUCAGUACAAUGGCCUAGGAAAUGAUAGACUCAAGACGUAUGGGAAUAUCAAUUGCAAAAUAAACUUCCGAAAUCAAUCAAUCAAUCAGAAAUUAUUAACCUUGCCGAAUAAUCUUAUGUCAAUACCGAUGCUUGUAGGCCGUGAUUUUAUGAAAAAAGCAAAUAUUACAAUGUGUCAAAUAAAAUACAUUUAUGAUACGAAAAGAUUGAAAGAAUUAAAUAAAGCUGCCAUUUGUACGAAGUUAGAGUCAAAACUUA